Molecule: messenger RNA, 1875 nt
Organism: Engraulis encrasicolus (European anchovy)
Lineage: Eukaryota; Metazoa; Chordata; Actinopteri; Clupeiformes; Engraulidae
Product: mucin-2
Exons: 9
Coding region: 42-1013 (323 amino acids)
Source: RefSeq, a predicted model, not a curated record
UGCCGUGUUACCGUUCUGUUGAAACCCCACAAGUCAAGAACAUGGAUAACCAACUGGCCCUCUGCACCUGCCUACUGCUGAUUGGUGUGGUGGUGAACAUUCAGUGUUCUGACAACAGUUCAGCCAUCUCAACAACUCAACCAACUCAACAAACACCAAACAACUCAACAAACAACAAUGUCACCAUAACUCCCGAUGUUGACAACAGCACCUCUCAUUUCAACACAGUGACUGAAAAUUCCACAAUGCCAAUGUCACCCGAAGUUAACACAGGUCACUCAGACUUCAGCUCCAUUUCACCGAGACCUACAGCUGCUUCCAGUUCACCAGACAACACCUCUCCUGGGGAGGAGCACAUUACCACCAGGGGGACUCCUACUUCCACUGUAAACACAGCUACAAGUGGCCAGUCUCUAGGUCCCGAGACUACAUUAACAUCCACAAAAGUGCCACCACCCCAACCACAAACAACGAACAAAGGAUAUGUUGUUUUGGUGAUCAUCAUAAUUGUUGCUGUUAUCAUCGUGAUAGUUUGCUUCGUAAAACAGAAGAAAAAACGGAGGUACUCUAUUGAUAUACGCAACAAGCACGAGGAUGCAGUUAUUCCACUGAGCACAGUGGAAGCUGACGCUGUGUUUGAAGCCACACCAGAAAAAGUAGAGAUGGAAACGUUCACUGCACAAGACUCAAGUGUACAGGAAGCCACUCCUCAGCCAGCUUCACCUGUGCCUGACCCUGUGGUGGAGUCCGAGCCUGACAGAGAGGAGCCUGUCUCUGAAGGGCCCAAAGCCACUGAGCUGGAAACCUCAGGCUCCCAAGAACCUCUGACACCUGAGAAGCCUGAGAAGAUGGACCUGGUGGACCUCAACGAUGGAGAACCUACUGCCUCCACCAAAACCUCCAUGGAGUCCUUGGAGGACCAACUCAAUGACAACAACAGCAACAACUACCACAUGAGAGCCAAUGGUUGUGUAACAAUUGCACUGGAUGAAGAGGCUGUCACUGCAGAUUAAAAUACAGCCAUUGUAUUUAAAUGGUCUUUUCCACCCAUGCGCAGAAACAUGACUUCUACAACCAUAACACAACAUGGGUCAGGUUAAAUCAUUUUAGUCACAUGCGCAUGCACACAUUCUUUGUUGGGCCACUGGAAAACAGUUUACUUUUGUUUGCAUGCAACAGUCUAUUGACCUUCUUUUUGAUUGACUUAAUUAAUACAAUGAUGCAACUAUGUAAACGUGUGUGUGUGUAAACUAGUAUUUUAUUUAUGUCAAUGAAAGCAUAUACUGUAUUUAAGAUUAAAUGUAAGGCUAGAGUUUGAUUUCAUCACUACUAGGCAUUGGUCAGCAGGCUUUGGUGUUUUAACAAAAACAAUGUAUUGUGCGAUGUACCAUAAUUGUACCAUAAUGUCUGUAAAGUCUGUAGAUGACUAAAACAGUGUGCUUAUCUGCAGUUCUAUACAGGACACAUGAUUUGAUGAAGAUAAUAAAUCAGAAUGACAAUAAUAGGGACAGUAGCAACAAGGCUGAGGUGCGUUUCUUGAAAGCGUAGUUGCAAACCAGUUAGCCACUUGUGUAGUUGCCAAUUUGAAAUUGCAUUGCAAACAACAAAGUAGCUAGCGUAGUUAACAACUAUGGUUUCGAGAAAUGCACCCCUGGACUUUCAACAUUUGUAGAGAAUGUGUUCUAUUUUAUGUUUUACCAUACAGUACACGGAUGAACAUCAAGGUGUUUAGUAAACAACCACCUUUGUAAUCAAAGUGUCAUUUUGUAUUGCAGCAGCAUGUGAUGACCGUAUUGUUGUAACAUGUAACCUACUUCUCGCCAGAUGAAUAUGUAGUAUAAGUAUAUUCAAUGAGUUCAUACUUUUUCUGGUGAC